Messenger RNA from Colletotrichum destructivum, 2967 nucleotides. RefSeq lists its product as uncharacterized. The record is from RefSeq and is a predicted model, not a curated record. Lineage: Eukaryota; Fungi; Ascomycota; Sordariomycetes; Glomerellales; Glomerellaceae. Bases 1 to 2412 code for a protein of 803 amino acids. The transcript is spliced from 8 exons. Gene Ontology annotation, biological process: DNA-templated transcription; regulation of DNA-templated transcription. Gene Ontology annotation, molecular function: zinc ion binding; DNA-binding transcription factor activity, RNA polymerase II-specific; DNA binding.
AUGGACGCCACAAACAGAGACACCCUUCAACCGACGAGCCCGCCCGCCACCGCAGCCGCCGCCGUCAGACGCUUCCGCUCGGCUUCUCGAGCCGAGGCCGCCCGUACCUCCAACGCGUGCCGGAUCUGCCGGGACAAGAAGGUCAAGUGCUCCGGCCAGCGGCCCUGCAAGUACUGCGCCAAGCGGGGGCUCGAGUGUGUCUUUUCCGCCGCUGAGAAGAGGAAGCUCUACUCCGUCUCGCAGAUCCGCGAACUCGAGGGCAAGGUCGCCUAUUAUGAGCGCCGGCGCCGCGGCACGUCGUCGGCUCCGGACGCGGCCGCGUCUUCCCCGGUGCUGCCGCCGAUAUCGCCUACGUGGCAGACGCCCUUAGUUGAGCUGAAUCCGGAUGUAGAUGCCGUUCACAAUGACAUGGACAUCUCACAGGAUGGCAGCGGUCUCGUCCUCGACGGCACCGUCGCCACCCCCUCGACCGGUCCUGGUCUGGAUCAGCCUCGGACCGCCCGGUCUCAGUCAACCUUCUCCCCUAUGUUAGAGAGGGUACGGACCGGGGCGGCAACUGUAAACACAUCUACAACGUCUCCCGUGCGGUCCGGUAGGGCAAUCGCCCCGGAAUCGGCGCUAUCCUCAAGCGAGACCUUUAGCUCCGAGAUCAAGACCCUCCUCGUGUCCCGCUCAAACCCGGGGUCCGCCGCCAGCCCGUUCGCCGGCGCCGCCACGCCCGUCCCGCACAUCGACCGGCGCGGGCUCGAGGCCCUGGCCGUCGGGCCGUGGCCCGCCGAGGAGGACGCCCACGCCAUGCUAGACGUCGUCAUCCUCAACGUCGGCAUCUCGCAGCAGCUCUUCGACGUCCGCGUCUUCUCGGAUAACCUAUCGACGCUGUACCACGAUUCGUCCGCCGCCGUCGCCGCCGCGGACGUACGGCUGCCGGAGAUCUGGGUCGUCGAGGCCUUGCUGGUGUUUGCCGUCGGUCGUCUCCUGCAGGGUAAAGACGACGAGACCGGCGACCUCCCCGGGACGGCGUACUUCCGCGAGGCGGUGAAGCGGACGCCUUUGCUGAGCGAGCUGCGCAGACACGGUGUCAUGGGGGUUGAGGUCAUGGCCUUGACGGCGUUGUAUCUCCAGAUCACGGACCGCAAAGACGAUGCGUACCUGCAUUCGAAUACUGCAUUGCGGCUGGCCAUAAGCCACGGCAUGCACCGCGCCAGCAGCGGCCAGAGCCUCCGGCGGCCCGAGAAUGUCCACAAGAACAGGCUCUGGUGGUCCGUUUACAUGCAAGAAAGGAGGCUAUGCGCCGCCGGGGGGUAUCCUAUGUCCAUCGAGGACUACGCCAUUUCGACCAAGCCGCCAUACGAGGUCCUCGGCUUCCCCUCCGCCACAGCCCUUGGGGUCAACGUCAAAGCGGCGAGGAUCACGGGAAAUAUCACCACAACAAUCUACUCGCAAAAGGACGACCCAGAGGCCACCUUCAUCAACAACGUCCAGGGCAUCCUACACUCGCUGUACGAGGUCGAGAAGACGAUGCCGGCCGAGUACUCGAUGGAGAUCAAGCCGUCAGGCUUGACCGUGGCCGGGCGUCCGUUCAUGGAGGCGCCAACGACGACGUCAAGGACCAGCUCGAGCUUGUACGCCUCGGUGUACUCGGCAGUGAUUCACACCGUCCGGCCUAUCCUGCUCUACAUGGCCCGCAACAGCCGGGACCCCGAGAGAGAAGGCUCCCAGAGCGAGGUGAGCCCGGCACUGGUCCGGCUCGCGGAGAUCUGCGUCGAGGCCGCCAGCAAGAGCCUCGUCAUCCUACAAGAACUACGGAAGAAGGAGAUUCUCGCAAAGAACGCCUUCCUGGACCUCGACGCCGCUUUCUCCGUCGGCUUCGUCUUCGUGCUCGUCGAGGCCGUCAGCCCUGGCAAGGGACUCGGCUUCAAGGGCGUCGAGGGGUCGAGGGCGAUCCUCCGGUACCUCGUCGGCCUCGGCAACCGGGCCGCCGCGAGCCGCCUCGCCGAUCUCGACCAGAUGUGCGCGCACCUCUCGCUGUCUGUACGUCAACCAACGGGUCACACGCCACAGGAGGAGGCGUCGUCGUCAUCGUUCAUGGAUCUCCUGACGCAGCCAUUCUCCUUCUCGAGCGGCUAUGGAAAUGUCGAGGCGGGGGCUGGCGGAGUAUCUCGCAGCGUCGUUGCGGGUGGGAUAAGUAACCGAGAGAGCGAUGCGAACGGGGGGGCGGCUGGGGGGGGGGGCUACGAGGACGCUUCACAACACGACUUCGGGCUGAGCGGUGCCGAUUUGGCGAGUAUACCCCUCGACGGCGAGAACAGCUUGUACUGGGUCUACCACACGCCGGGUUUCUCGUUCACCGGCGUCGAGCAGACCGACUGGGAGGCGUUGGAGAACCAGAUACCGUGGGGCAGCCAGCAGUGAGUGGCGUCCUGCAUUCUUCGGAGACGACGGCUGUAGAAGGGCUGGCAUCCAAUAGAGGGACUUUUGGGAUGUUAUGCCAAUGAAGGGGGGAUAGGAGAGGGAUCCUGACGAGCUGCCCAUGUUGAAGGACUGGAGUCCUUGAGCUGAUGUUGGACCAGCUGGACGAGUCCGGCGCCUUGCCAUAGCCAUGUUUCAUGCUUGAAAGAAGCCCCUGAUCUGUUGGGGCUUUGACAUGAGCCUCGGAUAUGAUUGCCGAGAGGGAAGACCAUGAGCUAAAAUGUGUGCUGCUUCGGGUCCCGAACGCGGCACGACUCCCCUACAACCGUGAUGGAUCCCUAUCAUACUGACAUCGAUCAGUACCCUGUACCACGCUCCAACACAACUGUCUCUAACGUUUCCUGUCUUUGCGGAGAUCCGGGGCAGACCCCGCAUUCUCCAGACUCCACGGCGGAUCGGGUCUCUGUGGUCUGGGGUAUAAACUUGGUCCAAAAUAUGGGAGAGCUUGCGGAGUGAGAACAGCCAACUGUAGUACAUAGUAGAGACCGAACCGGCUAU